Messenger RNA from Moneuplotes crassus, 876 nucleotides. The record is from the annotation of a GenBank genome assembly. NCBI's taxonomy places the organism in Eukaryota, Ciliophora, Spirotrichea, Euplotida, Euplotidae.
CUUCCCUGUAGUAGAAAAGAGAUUUAGCCUUCAGACACUCUUUCGAUUAAAUGGCCUACAUAUCAAUUCUUUGGUAGAUAUUUUGGCUUGAGAUUAUCAAUAAAGAAUUACCUCAAAAUCAUUAUGAAGUCAAGAAUUUUGUCGCUCUUUCCAUAUUUCUCAGCGAUAAACUCUCCAUAAAUGUUCUGUCUCUUGGCCAAAACAGAUGGUAUAUGUCUUGGCUCGAAUUUAAGUGAAGCUUUUAAGAACUGAAAAUCUAUUUCUUUGAACCCCUCUUCAAGUGAGCUUAAGAAUUUCUUCAAGGAUUCAUGAUGUUCCUCUUUUAACACUUCUCCUUCCAGAAUAUUCUGAGGUUCCUCGAUGCAAUCCUUGUACAUUCUAGAAGUCUUUCUUCUGGAAUCUUCUUUUCUCCUCUAAUUAUGCUUCUAUGUCUUCUUUAAAUAAAAUUUAUUGUUUCUUUUCUCUGAGCUUCUAUGUUAAGAACCUUCAUCGGGACAUUAUAUUCCCAGAUAGCUCAUGCUCAAGCUCAACUUGCUUUCUAAUGGCUGUCUCGAUUCAGUUAAAGCACAGCAAGAGAACAUCAUGGCUUCUAUGAGAUUUGCACUUCUCUAGGAAAAGAUUCUGAACAUUCAGGAAUGGUUUGAUAACUUACAUAAUUCUUAAUACUUCAAAUAAUACAAAGUUUAUAAACAUAGGUUUAUCAUCUAUAAUAACUCACUCAAGGAGAUAAUCAAAAUCAAAUGAUUUACAGAUGAGCGAAGCACAUCCUCUUGGAAUUCUUUUCCAAGCAAAGAAAAAGCAAUUAAUUCCUAACAAGCCCUUCCAAAUCCUUCCAGAACCAUAUCUUUCCUCCUUAAAAACUCAUUAACCAAUAAC